AUGUCAUCGGCAUCGUCGUCGUCAUCAUUAUCGCAAGAGCGGGAUACCAAAAUAUUUUUUGCCGUUGUACCGACCUUGCUUGCCAUUGGAAUUUUAUUGCCAGAUGAUUGGCUUGCUGUGAUAACGGGCAAUCCGUUAAUGGCCAUCCUCACGGGCUUUGGAAUGUUGGGAAGGGAGAAUUACAUGCUCGAAGAUAAUAAUAAAAAUGGAGCGGCACAAGAGGAACAUGACGCUGUGGUUCCACGACUAUUGAAAAGUAGUACCAGUAGUAUGAGUACUGCAAGUACGACGGAGAGCAGCACUUGUUCUACCAUUGCAAGUAUGAAUUAUGCCGAAGAUACCUUGGAAAUAGAAGGAAUCCAAGUCCCAGUCGGUUGUGAAGUCAAUGGAACCCAUUUGGAUCGGCAUGGAUCAGCCUUGAGAUGCUUUGCCUUUUUUCGAGGGAUUUCCAUUCGUGUCUAUGUGGCCACCUUGUAUUCUCCCCGGCAGUUGUCCAAUGGACUCGAGAUCCUCGAGUCAUUAGAAUCUCAUGAUGCUUCACCGUUGCAAAUGGACUUUACCUUUUUGCGAGGAUUCACGGCUGGUCAAUGCAAAAAGGCAUGGGAGAAACAGUUGGACGAAAGUGUUUCGUAUCGAUAUGAGGGCUUUGAACAGGACAAGGCUGACUUUUUGGACAUGAUUGCCACCCAACCUAUGAAGGCAAAUGGAACAGUGACUGUUCAAAUACUAGAGGAUGAUGAUACGAUUACAAUGAUGAUUUUUGACCAAGGCACAUGGACUGGAGAAAUCGUUGGCAAAGACUUUCAACGGGCAUUCUUGAGCAUGUGGUUUGGAGACAAGCCAGUGACGGACGAACUGAAGUCAGGGUUACUAGGACAAACACUCUAG
This is a messenger RNA of Cylindrotheca closterium, 888 nucleotides long. The record is from the annotation of a GenBank genome assembly. NCBI's taxonomy places the organism in Eukaryota, Bacillariophyta, Bacillariophyceae, Bacillariales, Bacillariaceae.